AUGUUCACUGACCAUAUACUGGAUUUUUCCGGGCACUACAUGUAUUCUGUAAUGGCUCAAAAUAACCUGAUAAAGAGUAUAGAGUCCCUGAGGAAUACAAUUUCUCACAGAUUUCCCCGAUCGUCAGUGACAGCCACAACGUCUUUACCUCAGGAUGCCUCGACAGAGAUCAUCGAAAUCAAUCGGUUGAAGCCGAGGGACAACUUGCCCGUUCAAAAUGUAGAGGUGGCUUUCGUUGACGGACGUGUCCGUCUCGCGAGAGAACAAGAGAACUUAAAUUCAAGUUGGUUAAGAAUGGUUGCUCUCGCCAACGACUGUCAGAGCUGCAACGUUCUAUUGGCCCCAGUGGAAAAAGGCGUGGUCGUAAGAACAAUCCGGCAUAUUGCACCCGGUGAAGAACUGCUUUUGUGGUUCACAGAAAAGGUUCUGGCAAUGAUGAACAUACCGUUCCUGACUCCGGCCAACAUUCAAGGUCAAAACAGCUACGUGUGUCAUCGAUGCAGCAUUUUAUUCGAAUAUCCCAACCCGCUGAAGGUGCACAUGGCGCUCCAAUGUGACACGUUGGAUCAGGCCUAUCUGUGGACUCUUUUAACCGAGGAAUUUGAGAAGGUUCAGACGCCAAGUUUAUCAACGAAUACAAUGCCUUCAGUGAUGACAAUAUUUCAAUUCAAAUUGACCGACCCACAGGAAAAAUCAGUCCAGCAAAUUUCACCAAUCCUGAGUGAUACUUUCCACGGGUCCUCGCCAAGUCACUCCCCAAGUUCUUCGGUCGCGACUUCACCGGUCGUCGAGCACUUGAGCUUGGGACAUUCGGCGUUCAAGCCUUAUUUGCAACCCGCGGUGCAAGAUAACGUCGCGGUGCCAAUUUACACACCGGAAAUAAGGAGCUGCAGACCCACGAUGGUCCAGUCUGUGUAUCCAGUGCCACAGACUCACUUGGCACCGGAACUACACGCGGCGCAGAUGGAGACGAUCGUGAGUAAUCUUGGCAAGUCCAAGCAGGGACACCUUUGCAUAUACUGCGGAAAAGUUUACUCGCGAAAAUACGGACUCAAGAUACACAUCAGAACCCAUACUGGAUAUAAGCCUCUGAAGUGUAAAUACUGUCUGCGACCUUUCGGCGAUCCAAGUAAUCUCAAUAAACACGUUCGGUUGCACGCGGAAGGAGACACGCCUUACAAAUGCGAACUCUGCGGCAAGGUCUUGGUAAGGCGAAGAGACCUCGAACGUCACAUAAGAUCAAGACACCAGGACGCAGCGGAGCACUUCGAAUUAUCGGAUGCAUCAUCAGACAGCAUGGACGUCGAAUGAUGCAUUUUGACCCAAACUUGUCUUAUCGUGUUUAAUGGUAAGCUUUAGUCAAUAUGUACGGAGG
Diprion similis is the source of this 1375-nucleotide messenger RNA. RefSeq names its product histone-lysine N-methyltransferase MECOM-like (gene Prdm13). Gene Ontology annotation, cellular component: nucleus. The transcript is spliced from 4 exons. The record is from RefSeq and is a predicted model, not a curated record. Lineage: Eukaryota; Metazoa; Arthropoda; Insecta; Hymenoptera; Diprionidae. Gene Ontology annotation, molecular function: protein binding. Bases 1 to 1311 code for a protein of 436 amino acids.